AUGUCUUUUACAUUGAGUAAGAAAACUGCUAAAGCUAAUCAAUUUAGAGCCACUGGAAGUACUAUUUUGCAACAAGAUACCAAAAAUUUAUCAAUUGUUUAUAAUAAAUAUAAAACAAAUAGUCCUUUACCAAGUUCAAAAAAUCAAAUUAGAUAUAAUUUAAUCUUCACUCAUGGUACUGGUUUUAAUAAAUCAGUUUGGAAUUAUUUAAUUAAAAAGUUAUAUCAAUUAUCGCAAUCUGGUCAAGUCGCAUGGUUUUUAGAUUCUGUUAUUGCAAUUGAUGCUGUUGGUCAUGGUGACUCAGCUUUAGCUAAUGAAGGUAAAUUAGGUCCAAUUUAUACAUGGUAUGAUGGCUCAAAAGAUGUAAUCGAAGUUGUUAAACAUGAACAAAAAACUUGUCAAGAUUUUUUGAAUGAUUAUGAAAAUAGAAAUAUCAUUGUUGGACAUUCGAUGGGUGGUUAUAUUGCAAUACAUGCUUGUUAUUUAGAACCAUCAUUAUUCGACGCUUGUAUUCCUGUUGAAGCUGUUUAUUUUGGAGCCGAAGGUGGAUUCGAAAAAUUUAAGAAAUUAUUCGGUAAAAUUUCAAAAAUGAUGAUUGAUACAUUUGAUUCAAAAGAAGAAGUUGAUAUGUUCUUUAAACAAUUUUAUUUCCUGAAAAAUUUCCAUCCAGAAGUUUUGGAAGACUAUAUUAAAGAUGAAAUUUAUGAAAUCAAAGACAAAGAAACUGGUGAAACUAAAUAUAAAUUGAAAAAUAAUAUUAAUUUACAAAUAGCAGCUUAUUAUGGUGCUUUCAUUUCUAUACCACAAGGUAUGUUAUCAUUACCACAGACACAAGUACCAAUAUUUCAUGUUAUUGGUUCAAAAGCAACCUGGAAUCCUCCAGAAAGUAUCACUUGGAUUAGAAAUACAAUUAAUCCAAAAUAUUUAGCGGGUACUUAUGAUAUUCCUGAAGGUGAGCAUUUAGUCAAUAGUGAAAGACCAGAUGAUGUUAUCGACAUAAUUAAACAAGUGCUUACUAAAAGAAAUCAAGAUUUCAAAAAGGAAUUGCAACAUAUUCCAGAGCUUAAAUCUGGUAAUGAACCACAAAUAAUUGCUGAAGAUCAGUUUGAAAAAUUAUUUGAACAGAAAUUUGAUGAAGUUUAUGGUUACCAAACUCCUAAAGAAGAAUUUUUGUAUAGAAUGUUUAAAUUAUAG
Insectozyma verbasci is the source of this 1194-nucleotide messenger RNA. The record is from the annotation of a GenBank genome assembly. NCBI's taxonomy places the organism in Eukaryota, Fungi, Ascomycota, Pichiomycetes, Serinales, Debaryomycetaceae.